This is a messenger RNA of Penicillium bovifimosum, 1575 nucleotides long. It is a transcript of the gene spp2, whose product is annotated as spliceosome ATPase-activating subunit SPP2. Gene Ontology annotation, molecular function: nucleic acid binding. Gene Ontology annotation, cellular component: spliceosomal complex. Gene Ontology annotation, biological process: mRNA splicing, via spliceosome. Lineage: Eukaryota; Fungi; Ascomycota; Eurotiomycetes; Eurotiales; Aspergillaceae. The coding region runs from base 1 to 1575 and encodes 524 amino acids. The transcript has a single exon. The record is from RefSeq and is a predicted model, not a curated record.
AUGUCUUCACACGAAGAUAGCGAGGGCGGGCAAUCGCUGCCCAAACCAAUCUCCCUGUCUUUAUCCGGUCCAAAGGGUCCCUCAAAAAAGACCGGGUUCAGCCUCCAACCUGCAAAUCGCGGUCCUCAAACCAAAAUUCCAGCAAACGGCCGAUCCCUCCCUCGGAGACCUCACCAACUCGACCAUGGCGAUGAAUCAGACGAAGAUGAGGCCGCUCCGAUCCUCGAGGAAGUCCGAGGCUUCAACACACUUACUGGUGGCGCGAUCACCGCGGAAGGGCAGGCAGUCGAGGACAAGAACAAGCCACUGAUCAUUCCUGUCACAAGCAAAAAUAACUGGCGCGAUCGAGCGGGUGUCAAUACGAGGAAACGCAAGAACCUACUGCCCGCCGAAGUGCAAGCUAUGCAGGAGGCGCAAAAAAACGGACAAGCACCCGGGGAAUCUACAAUGGAGACUGAUGCACCGAGCAUGGCGCACGGGUUGAGCUUUGCACAGCAGCCCGCAGAGCAGGCACAGGAAGGCAAGGCCGCCGAUGAAGAUCAGGCCAUGCCUGAUGCGACACCAGUCGAGUCCAAACCAUUCACCGAUGACCAGAUUGCCAUGCAGGCGUUGAUCCGGGAAAGUAAAGGCGAUGUUGAAAGGAGGUCGGACCUUGUCAUUGAGGCUGCUAGAAAAGCCGAAGAGGAAGACGAACCUGCCCAAUACAGCGAGAUCGGCUCCUUCCGAAAUGAUGUGGCAUCUCGGCCCGACCCUGCCAGUUUAGACGCCUACAACGCCAUCCCCGUUGAGGAGUUUGGUGCCGCCUUACUACGAGGAAUGGGGUGGAAGGAUGGUCAGUCCAUUGGGCGAGGCGACUAUAGCAGUGCCACAGCCGCAGAGAGGGCGAAUAAGCCUCGUAUUCCAGAACGACGACCUGGGUUCCUAGGCAUUGGCGCAAAGGAUUCUGCCGGCGGCAAAGGCGCUGAAGCCGAGCUCGGAGCUUGGGGAAAGUCAGCUAUGCGCAAGGCAUCGAGGAAACAGGGCGAGGAGAACGACAAGGCUGAGGGCGUCUACAUGCCUAUUACAAUGAGGAACAAGAAAACCGGCGAGCUCCUCACCGAAGAGGAACUCGCUAAUCUACAAAAGGAGGCCAAGUCAAAGCCUGCCAAGGAAGACGACUGGCGCGAGCGACGGGACCGUAACCUCGAGAAGAGUGGACGGGACAAGGAUCGAGAGCUGGAUUACCGCAAACACGACUAUGAUGAUGUAGAAGAUCGUUCUCGUCGGAAGACUGGAUCCUCGCGACGCGACCGCAGCCGGUCUGCUGACCGCCACUCUUCUAGUCGUUCUUCACGAUAUGACGACGACAAAAGCAAACGGGAAGACCGUUCUUAUCGUUCUCGAGAUUAUGACCGGGAUCGUCGUCGCGACCGUGAUGAUGAUAGGGACCGAAGAAGAGACGGAGAUAGAGACCGGGACCGCAGCCAUCGAUCCCGAGAUGAGAAAUACAGCAGCUCACGGCAUUCGUCACACUCGUCUCGGAAUGACCGAGAUCGAGACCGCGAUCGUGACUCUCGUCGUCGACGAGAUGAUUGA